Messenger RNA from Clonostachys solani, 1995 nucleotides. NCBI's taxonomy places the organism in Eukaryota, Fungi, Ascomycota, Sordariomycetes, Hypocreales, Bionectriaceae. The record is from the annotation of a GenBank genome assembly.
AUGUUCAGAGCGGCAGCCGCGGGGCCCUAUGAUGAGGCCGUCGCGAAGGCGACCGACGAGAACGCCACCUCAGAGGACUGGGGCGCAAUCCUCGAGGUGUGCGACAAGGUGUCGACCGAUGCCAACGGACCCAAGGAGGUUGUUCAGAGCCUCAUCAAACGACUAGCUCACCGCAACGCCAACGUACAGCUUUAUACACUCGAGGUUGCCCACGCUCUGUGCCAGAACUGUGGCAAGAAUGUUCAUCGCGAGGUCUCCAGCAGAGCCUUCACCGAUGCCCUUCUUAAGCUGGCCAACGACAGAAACACACACUCCCAGGUCAAGACGAAGAUUCUUGAGAAAAUGCAGGACUGGAGCGAAAUGUUCAAGGACGACCCCGAUCUUGGUAUCAUGUACGAUGCCUAUUUCCGCCUCAAGCAGAACAACCCGACGCUUCAAGCCCCGAGCGCCCCUCAGAAACAGGGCCUUACCGAAACCGACAGACAGAAGGAGGACGACGAGCUUCAGAUGGCACUGAAGCUGAGUUUGCAGGAGGAGGAGCGGAAGAAAGCUGGUCCCUCCGGUUCGGGCAGUCAGGGCGAGGCUGGUGGAAAGCAAAAAGACAACACACCUCCCGCGCCGGUCCCUGCGGGCACUACCGCCGCCACUGUUAGCAGGGUUCGCGCUCUCUAUGACUUCGCACCCUCGGAGCCAGGAGAGUUGGAGUUUAAGCGCGGUGAUGUCAUUGCUGUCCUGGAGAGCGUCUACAAGGAUUGGUGGCGCGGCUCGCUCAAGGGGAAGACGGGUAUCUUCCCCCUCAACUAUGUCGAGAAGCUCACAGACCCGACCCCGGAUGAGCUGCAACGGGAGGCACAGAUGGAGGCCGAAGUCUUUGCAGAGAUCAAGAAUGUGGAGAAGCUGUUGACUCUGUUGAGUGCGUCCAAUACGGCGCCCCGUGAGGAGGAUAAUGAGGAGAUCUCAAAACUCUACCACCAGACACUUGCUAUUCGCCCAAAGCUCAUCAAGCUCAUUGAGAAGUAUUCGCAGAAGAAGGACGACUUUACACAGCUUAACGAGAAAUUCAUCAAGGCACGUAGAGAUUAUGAGGCACUGCUCGAAUCAUCCAUGUCCCACCCUCCUCAGCAUAGCUACACGCAAUAUGCUAUGCGUCCUGCUAUCCCAGGCCAAGGUUAUCCUCAAGCCCCUGGUGGAUAUCCCCAACAAGCUCCACCGCAGUCUGAGCCUCAAAGGUUCUACACACCUCAACCUGGCCCAGGCGCUCAGCCCCAAGACCAUCCUCCAUAUCAGCCAUCUUCACCACCUCCUAGCUUUCCCGCACAAAACCCCGUGUCUUCUGCUCCCUUCUAUGUAGCAGGAGCAGAGGUUCCCUCAACUCACGCCAGUGUACCCCAGCCUCACCCUCCCGCUCCACAGUUUGGUGGUAGGGAGCAAGCUCCCGUCCACCCACAGAACACCGUCAAGCCUCCAGGGCCUAUCAACCCAUCAUCUCCACCGCAGCAUUAUUCUGCUUAUGGCCAACCUCCUAACCAAACCGCCGGUGGUCGUCCACCCAGCACAUAUGGCGUCCAAGAACUUGCCGCCUCAGGCUCCGGUUAUGGCUCUCCCAUAACGGGCGAUCAUCCCCAGCCGCCUACCAGCUUCUCUCCCAACCCCAAUUAUUCCCCGGAUGACAGCAACCCUUAUGCAGGGCCACCAAGCGGUCCCAGUGCACCACCACCCCCUUUCGUCCCUGGCCAGCCAUCCUACCAAACUUACGGCACUUCAGCUCAAACUCCGCCUCCGGUCCCAACCGGCCAGCCUCCACAAGUGCCACCUGAUAGUAUGGCACCGCUCCCUCUUCAGAUUGGUGGUCCUGCAUAUGAUUCUCGCCAGAAUCUACCCAGCCAACACGGAGGACAAACCCAGUACAAACCAUAUGUACCUGCGGGGGGUCUAGAAAACUCCGGACCAAGCGCCCCUGCACCAAACGACUACUACCAUAGCGGUGCGUAUUAG